CCCUUCGCGGGAGUUCAUUCUGGCGUUCUUUGGGGCACCCGGCUUGCGAAGGGCUGCGCCGGCCUGCCCGGCUGUCUCCGCAGAAGCCACGCUCAUCCGCCGUCCGGAGCCAUGCUGAGGAGCUGCGCCGCGCGCCUGCGCACGCUCGGGGCCUCUCGGGGAGGUGCGCGCGGCCCGGGAGCUGCGAGGAGAUCAUUUGCUUCUGAGGAAGUUGUUGACAAGGACUGUGCUCUCCCCAACCCCAGCUGGAGCAAGGACUUACGACUUCUCUUUGACCAGUUCAUGAAGAAGUGUGAGGAGGGCUCAUGGAAGCGUUUGCCUUCCUACAAACGGAGCUCUACUCAGAAUUUUAAAGACUUCAGAACCCAUUAUGUUGACCCAAAGCUUCUGAAAGAAGAACAAAUGUCAGAGGCCCAGCUUUUCACCAGAAGCUUUGAGGACGGCCUAGGCUUUGAGUAUGUGAUGUUCUGUAACGAUGCCGAGAAAAGAGUUGUUUGCUUUUUCCAAGGAGGCCCUCGCUUGCAGGGAGUACCUGGAUUCACACACGGUGGUGCCAUCGCAUCCAUCAUCGAUGCUACCGUUGGUACCUGUGCAUUUAGAGCCGGAGGAGUUGUCAUGACUGCCAACCUCAACAUCAAUUAUAAAAGACCUAUUCCCCUUUGUUCUGUUGUUGUGAUAGAUGGCCAACUUGAUAGAGUUGAAGGAAGGAAAUUUUUUGUUUCCUGUAGUGUUCGAAGUGUCAGUGAGGAGACCUUGUACUCAGAGGCAACAAGCUUAUUUAUAGCACUGGACCCUAAUAAAAAACUGACUUAGAAGAGCUUCUGGUGAAUUCCACCUCACUUUCUGUGAGGCUUCCCCUUCUCCAGAAGAGGAGGUGCCCCCACUCCUGCACUACGGAUGCGCGGGGAAGCUGCUGACACUGACCUUCGGGAACAGCCUUCUGAGCACCACUCCCGGAGCCCCCUUUCCACCUUCUAACCUUUUUAAGAAGAAAUACUCCCGUGAGAGUACUGGCAAUUCUGUGUAACUCCUUAGGGUACCUGUGUGGGGCUCCUGAAAUUUGAAUGGGCUCCUUAAAGUUGCACAACCGUGGCAUCUGCCCCACCUCAGACUGAAGACAAAAAUCUGUGUUGAAGCUUGCGCUGCAAACUAGGAAAUGCUAGACAACCGAAAAAGGAAAUACGUGGGAUUGUGUGUAGGUGUACACAUGUGUGCGUAUGUACGUUGUAAAUUACAAAGCCAUCUUCGUUGUAUCUGAACAAACAUAUCUUUUGGCCAGGGUGGGAACACAGCUGGUUCCUAUAAGAAUGGAUACCUCAGAUCUCUUGCCUAGAGUUCUACGGAUUAAACCACUGUACUUUUUUUAACA
Messenger RNA from Chinchilla lanigera (long-tailed chinchilla), 1369 nucleotides. It is a transcript of the gene Them4, whose product is annotated as thioesterase superfamily member 4. Lineage: Eukaryota; Metazoa; Chordata; Mammalia; Rodentia; Chinchillidae. The record is from RefSeq and is a predicted model, not a curated record. Bases 112 to 813 code for a protein of 233 amino acids. The transcript has 6 exons.